Molecule: messenger RNA, 1215 nt
Organism: Sabethes cyaneus
Lineage: Eukaryota; Metazoa; Arthropoda; Insecta; Diptera; Culicidae
Gene: wuho
Product: tRNA (guanine-N(7)-)-methyltransferase non-catalytic subunit wuho
Exons: 2
Coding region: 47-1213 (388 amino acids)
Biological process (GO): RNA (guanine-N7)-methylation
Cellular component (GO): tRNA methyltransferase complex; nucleus; cytosol
Molecular function (GO): tRNA (guanine(46)-N7)-methyltransferase activity; protein binding
Source: RefSeq, a predicted model, not a curated record
CUGGUUUUAGGUAAGGUUUUAACCUAGUUUUUAAUUUUUAAAACCAAUGUCGUUCAUCAAAUUGUACGGAAACUCUUUGAUAAUUACGUUCAAUAAGAACGUAAUUUUUCAAUCACCGGCCUCGGAAUGGAUGAGCGAAAUUGAUUCGAACGUACCAUUUGAAAAAGGUCGCCCUGGAAGGUACUUAGAUGCUGCCAGUGAAAGCGAUGAUGACGAGGAUGCAAGGAAAGAGCUAAACAGCACAAAAGAAACCAAAGAGCACAUUGUCGCAGUUGAUGUAAACGAAUCUAAAUCUCUACUGGCCAUAGCUACUGAUAACAAAUCAUUUUAUUUGCACGAAAUUCUAGACGAGACCGUAGAAGGGAAUCGCUUGCGUUUACUUUCGCGAAGAUUAGUAGCUCGAGCUUCUAAUUGUAUAAAGUUUGCCCCCAGUGGCAAAUUUGCGAUUGUCUGUGAUAAAGGUGGUGAUUGUUACAUAUAUGACUGCAUUGAUUAUAGCAAACCGGGUCGUUGGGUUUUGGGACAUAUGAGUCAGGUAUUGGACGUACUGAUUGACGCUGAGGAAAGUCGGAUAAUCACAUGCGACAGGGACGAAAAGAUUCGAGUGACCAGGUAUCCUGACAGUCACGAAAUCGAAACGUUUUGCCUCGGUCACACAGAAUUUGUUGCUCAAUUGGAGUUUGUCAGAACUACUAGUGGCCAGCAAUUAUUGUCUUUAUCUGGAGACAGAACGCUUCGUUUAUGGAAUUACGAGAUAGGAGAAGAAAUGUUUCUGCAAAAAAUGGACAACAUGGGAACAAAAUUGACAACCACGCGACUGCACGAUGGAAGUAUUUUGUUGGCAGUGCUCUGCUAUGAACCUACGAAAAUAAUUGCAUACCGCUUAUUUGGAGGGGAACCCGUGCGAUGUGAAUAUCUUCAAGAACUGUAUGCUAAAUCAAACGUAAUAUUUUCCUCUAUUAUAUUUGACAAGCAACACGAUUUGAUUGCCUUAGCUAUUGAAAGGAACACCGAAGAAGUUACACAAACAACUUUUAUCUUAAAUCAGAAUAAUUUUCACUUCGAUGAAAAAAGUGUACCGAAAUUACUUAAAGAUGAACGCUUGGCAUAUGUUGACACUACUACUUUUCUGUUCAAGAAAAAAUUUGACAACAUUAAAGAUUACCAAAAUCGCAAACGAAAAAGAGUAGAAGAAAUGAAAAGAAAUAAAUAAUU